Actinia tenebrosa (Australian red waratah sea anemone) is the source of this 1084-nucleotide messenger RNA. RefSeq lists its product as uncharacterized. NCBI's taxonomy places the organism in Eukaryota, Metazoa, Cnidaria, Anthozoa, Actiniaria, Actiniidae. The record is from RefSeq and is a predicted model, not a curated record.
UAAAGGUUUUCGCAAACACACUGCUAUUGGGUUAAAAAUUGAUCAUGAUUUUUGUUAAAAGCCUUGUCAUUCUUGUUACAGUUUUUCAAAUUUCAUUAGGAAAACUAACCAGAAUUUACGACAAUUCAACUUUCCUCGACCGGGCAAAUACCUCAGCAGUCAAAUUUUCUUGGACGUAUGAAGCAAGCCAAGAUGUCUUGUUGAUGGCGUUGGAGGUCAAGGCGACUGGUUGGAUUGGUUUUGGAUUCGCGAAAAAAAUCUUUCAAAUGCAAGGCUAUGAUGUGAUUAUUGGAAAAGUUGAAAAUGGAAAAGGAACAUUCACGGACAGACAUACAGUAGGGUACAAGGAGCCACUUGGUGACUAUCAACAAGAUUAUAAUAUGACUUACUAUGAAGAGGUCAAUGGUACAACUACACUGGAGUUUCACAGGAAAAGACUGACUGGAGACUCAAAGGACUUGGAUAUCAAGCUUGGCCCGAUGCUGCUUGUGUAUGCCUACCAUUCAACAGCAGAUUAUCCUUCUCCUUACAAAACCAAACACGAUCACCAGGGAUACAAAACAGUGGUUCUUCUACCAUGGGACACAAAAAUACCUCAAAAUAUCACAUCUACCAUCAAUCCACAAGCAACAAGUACAACAACACGACUGAGAAGCCAAAUACAUACGACUAUAAGAUCAUCCUCCAUUGCUAUGCCUACAAGCAAACUUCCUAUAUUCAAACCGCUGACCACUACUUUCGUUGUUCUGGGCUCACCAAUCACAUCUUCAACACCAAUAAGCAAAAACUUGAAUCCAACGGCUUCAGAGCAGAGAACUAUGUCAUUGGCAAUGUUGCCUACGAUAAUGCCAUCAUCGUCAAUGAUGUCGACUUCUAUUGUGACGUCAUCUUCGGUGACGUCAUCGUUGUCAUCACCGCAUUCUUCGGCCAACGUAAGAGUUGGUCUUCGUACAAAGAUAACAAACCUCCGAUAUGAAGUUAUCGAAGACAAAACGAAACCUGAUUACCUAAAGUUCAAGAGUGAGCUGGAAAAAUACUUGGAAAGAAGAAAACAUAUCUGGAAAGCUGUAGUGACAGAAAUAAG